AUGAAUAGUGGUUACUGUGAUCGAUGUAAAAAUUAUUUUCGUUAUGUUGACUAUAAUCAAUGCUCGUAUCAUUCAUCAUCAACUGUCACCAAUGGUAUAUAUGCGUGUUGUGGAAAACAAUCAAAUGGUUUCUCUCUAUUUUUGAAUCAAUAUCAAUCGUUUGAAAAUGGUGGUGGAUGUCAAAAUGGUGAUCAUGUUUUGGAUGAUGCAUCCGAACAGUUAACAAAACUUAAUAAAUCUGAAUCAUUAUUAAAAUUAAUCAAACAGCAACAAACCAUGAAACAAUUGCCUGAUACUGCUAUAAAACAAAAUUUUCUAUUUCAAGUAAUUGAACAAUCAUUGUAUACUAAUAAUACUCUGACUAAUUCAUCCUCUCUGAUUACUCUAAAUACACCUAAUACAAUGACAAUGGUGGGAAUGAUUGGUAAGAAACCAUCGAGAUCUUUAUGGACAUAUUUAAUUGAUACGAAUCCAUUUGGACCUAAUUUAAAAUAUCAAUGGGAUGCUUGUAAAUCAACACGAUGGAAUCAAGAUACACAACGAGAAGAUGAACAUCGUCGAAAUGAUGUUAUGUUACGUUAUAUUCAAAAUGAACAAAUGGCAAAAUCAACCAUUAAUCGUAAUGUACAAACAAAAGAUUUAUCACUAUCAAAUACAAAUACACCAUCAGUCAAUUUUCCCGGUGGAUUCUAUUGUAGAAUAGAAAAUGAUUGGAGAAUGCGUACUUCAAAUACAACAACUGCCAAUAAUUCAAAUAAAGAUAGUCCAAACUCCAGUCUUUUAAAUCUUAAAAAUCGACAGCGUUUAUUAAAGUAA
Molecule: messenger RNA, 816 nt
Organism: Didymodactylos carnosus
Lineage: Eukaryota; Metazoa; Rotifera; Eurotatoria; Philodinida; Philodinidae
Source: the annotation of a GenBank genome assembly